Messenger RNA from Symbiodinium necroappetens, 1314 nucleotides. Lineage: Eukaryota; Dinophyceae; Suessiales; Symbiodiniaceae. The record is from the annotation of a GenBank genome assembly.
AUGUCGCUGGUGCAAAGCGGGGGAAGUCUCGAUGAGGCUGCCUUCAACAGGGAGCCGGACAUGGAAGAGUACGGGUCGUUUCUCUUCUACACGUACAACCGCUUGCACCAGUUUGCAAAGGCGCAGCAGGUGGCUACCAAGAUGUACGCCAAGUUCAAGAAGGUGCAGCACCUUCUUUGGGUCAUUUCCAGCAUUCUUCUGCAAGUUCGGUUCGGUGGGCCGCCAAAGAUGUUGGACCUGGCGGCGAUGAUGCUGCAGAAGGCGCCCCUCGGUCUCGAUGGCCUGCAAAACAUGCCCUUCAAUCGAGGAGUCCUUUAUCUUUUCUUCCUGCACCUCAGCACGCUUCAGCUGCAAAAGAAGCAGGCGGAGGCCAUCGAGAUGCUGGAGGCCGGCAAGCCGUUGCUGAAGCUGCCUUCGGACCUCUCGGCUCUUCGCGUCCAACUUCUCUGGGAGGCUGGCAGGUGUCAAGAGGGUGUUCUCGAGGCUCGAGCUCAGGUGAUUGCCAGUCCUGGCAGCUGGGCCUCUGCCCAGGACUAUGCUCGGCUUGUCUUCGACUUGCCUUCACCAGAUGGCUUUGAUGCUUCGAAGGGCCACACUUCUCGAUUUUCCGGGAUGCUUCCCUCUGUUGUCUCGUUUGAAGAGUUGGAAUCCAAUUGGACACAGGAUGAGGCACGGAAUGCCCUUUUGCUGUUCCGACACCUGCAACAAGUGGAGGAGCAGGGACAGAGCACGGGUGGUGGGAGUGGCGUGAAUCGUAUCGCCUUCCUUGGUGAGCUCGAGCUGCGAAGGUGUGCACUGGCGCGGACACAGCUUGACUCAGUUGCGGUCGACGCUGCAGAUGUCCAGGAGAUGGUGCGGGUCAUGAGCACCUUCGUGCAGCAUUUUGCUGGAAGGGAAGAUCACACAUCGUUUUCUCUGGCUGUCGAAGUCUCAGAGGCGGCGGACGCAUCGCCGCUCCUGUCUGCGGCAGCUGGUGAGGAUCGGGAGGCAGCAGUGCUGGAGGCUAGGUUGCGGAGAUCCUUCCGAAGAACGGAGGGGAUGGACGCCGCGGGAGCCUCGAGGGCGAGGGCCGCUGCCGAGCAGUCGGUGGCGGAGGAAGCCGAAGCCUGCCGCUUAGUGGAGACUUGGAUUCGAUUCGGAGGUGGUUCGGGUGCCGAGAACAAGAGUCCUGAAGCCCUGCUGCAGCUGGCAGUGGUGGCUUUAAUUGAGGCAGACAGGUGGUCACCCAACAAGGCUGUAGCGUGCACUGAUCUGGCAUGCCGCAACAGCUUUGGACUCCAUCGUGUAGGCAGCGGAUCGGCAGCAUCUUCUUGA